CUGGAUCACAACUCUCUCUCUCUCUCUCCGCUCUUUCUCUCACACACAGUAACACACACACACUUUCUCUCUCUUCAAUUUCUGAUCCCCUUCUCUGAGAACCCCACUUGUCCAGAUUCAGGAUUGGGGGUUAGGGGAAAACCGACGGCUCGAUGGCGACGAGGAAUUUGGAGAAGAUGGCAUCAAUUGAUGCGCAGUUGAGGCUAUUGGUACCUGGGAAAGUGUCCGAGGACGACAAGCUUAUCGAGUACGAUGCUUUGCUUUUGGAUCGAUUUCUCGAUAUUCUUCAGGAUUUGCACGGAGAGGAUCUCAGGGAAACGGUGCAAGAAUGCUAUGAGCUUUCUGCAGAGUACGAAAGCAAGCGCGAUGCUAAAAAGUUGGAAGAGCUUGGAAAUGUCCUGACAAGUUUGGACCCCGGGGAUUCGAUUGUUGUUGCAAAAGCUUUCUCUCACAUGCUUAACUUGGCCAACUUGGCCGAGGAGGUUCAGAUUGCUACUCGCCGCCGAAACAAGAAGAAGAAAGGAGAUAUUACCGACGAGAGCAAUGCGACUACUGAAUCCGACAUAGAAGAGACACUCAAGAGACUUGUGGUUGACUUGAAGAAGUCUCCUCAAGAAGUUUUUGAUGCACUGAGGAAUCAGACCGUAGAUCUGGUUUUUACGGCUCAUCCGACACAGUCUGUAAGAAGAUCGUUGCUACAGAAGCAUGGAAGGAUUCGGAAUAACUUGGCACAGUUAUAUGCUAAAGACAUUACACCUGAUGAUAAACAGGAGCUUGACGAGGCUUUGCAGAGGGAGAUUCAAGCUGCUUUUCGAACUGACGAAAUCCGAAGGACUCAACCUGCACCCCAAGAUGAAAUGAGGGCAGGGAUGAGUUACUUCCAUGAAACAAUCUGGAAAGGUGUGCCCAAGUUUCUUCGCCGUGUUGACACUGCACUCAAGAAUAUUGGGAUUAAUGAACGUAUGCCGUAUAAUGCCCCUCUCAUUCAAUUCUCUUCUUGGAUGGGUGGAGACCGUGACGGCAAUCCAAGGGUAACUCCUGAGGUCACUAGGGAUGUUUGCUUAUUGGCCAGAAUGAUGGCUGCUAACUUGUACUAUUCCCAAAUUGAGGAUCUCAUGUUUGAGUUGUCCAUGUGGCGUUGCACCGAUGAGUUUCGUGUUCGGUCUGAUGAACUUCAUAGGUCUUCAAGGAGGGAUGCAAAGCAUUUCAUUGAAUUUUGGAAAACAAUUCCACCAAGUGAGCCUUACCGAGUAAUUCUCGGCGAUGUCAGAGACAAGCUGUACCAGACACGUGAGCGUGCUCGCCAUCUGCUAGCUCAAGGAGUUUCCGACAUCCCACAAGAAGCCACUUACACAAGCGUUGAACAGUUCCUCGAACCACUCGAGCUCUGUUACCGCUCCCUCUGUGCUUGCGGCGAUGGCCCGAUCGCUGACGGCAGCCUCCUGGACUUCCUCCGGCAAGUCUCCACCUUCGGCCUCUCCCUCGUCCGCCUCGACAUCCGCCAAGAAUCCGACCGCCACACCGACGUACUCGACGCCAUCACCAACCACCUUGACAUCGGCUCCUACCGCGAAUGGUCCGAAGAAAAGAGGCAAGAAUGGCUCCUCUCCGAGCUCGGAGGCAAGCGCCCCCUCUUCGGCCCCGACCUCCCCAAAACCGAAGAAAUCUCCGACGUCCUCGACACCUUCCAUGUCAUCGCCGAGCUCCCCUCCGACUGCUUCGGCGCUUACAUCAUCUCCAUGGCCACCUCCCCCUCCGACGUCCUAGCUGUCGAGCUCCUCCAGCGCGAGUGCCACGUCAGCACACCUCUAAGGGUGGUCCCGCUCUUCGAGAAACUUGCCGAUCUCGAGGCGGCCCCCGCUGCCGUCGCCCGCCUCUUCUCCAUCGAUUGGUACAAAAAUCGAAUCAACGGGAAACAAGAGGUCAUGAUCGGCUACUCCGACUCUGGCAAGGAUGCCGGCCGUUUAUCGGCGGCAUGGCAGCUGUACAAGUCUCAAGAAGAGCUCAUCCAGGUGGCGAAGGAGUAUGGUGUGAAGCUUACGAUGUUCCACGGUAGAGGUGGGACCGUGGGGCGAGGUGGUGGGCCGACCCAUUUGGCUAUUUUGUCUCAACCCCCCGACACUAUACACGGGUCACUUAGAGUGACGGUUCAAGGGGAAGUCAUUGAGCAGUCGUUUGGUGAGGAACACCUUUGCUUUAGGACACUCCAGCGUUUUACCGCUGCUACGCUGGAGCACGGUAUGCACCCGCCCGUUUCACCAAAGCCUGAGUGGCGGGCCCUACUCGACGAGAUUGCUGUUGUUGCUACCGAGGAGUACCGUUCAAUUGUCUUCCAGGAGCCUCGUUUUGUCGAGUAUUUCCGCCUCGCCACGCCGGAGUUAGAGUACGGUAGAAUGAAUAUUGGGAGUCGUCCAUCGAAAAGGAAACCGAGUGGUGGGAUUGAAUCGCUGAGAGCGAUCCCGUGGAUCUUUGCAUGGACACAGACGAGGUUCCAUCUACCCGUUUGGCUAGGGUUUGGGGCGGCGUUCAAAUACGCCAUAUCGAAGGAUAUUAGGAACCUUAAAAUGCUGCAAGAGAUGUACAACAAAUGGCCAUUCUUCAGAGUGACUAUUGACUUGAUUGAGAUGGUGUUUGCCAAGGGAGAUCCUGGUAUUGCUGCUCUGUAUGACAAGCUCCUCGUUUCUCAGGACUUGUGGCCGUUCGGUGAAAAGUUGAGGUCCAACUAUGAAGAAACCAAAUCUCUUCUGCUCCAGAUUGCAGGGCACGAGGAUCUUCUAGAAGGCGACCCCUACUUGAAGCAACGUCUGAGACUUCGUGACUCGUACAUUACAACAUUGAACGUAUGCCAGGCUUACACUCUGAAACAUGCCCGUGACCCUAACUACAACGUAAAACUGAGGCCUCGUAUUUCAAAGGAGUACAUCGAAUCGAAACCAGCUGCUGAGCUCGUUAAGUUGAACCCUACAAGCGAGUACGCCCCUGGAUUGGAGGACACACUUAUAUUGACCAUGAAGGGUAUCGCCGCUGGAAUGCAGAACACCGGUUAAAUUACAUCUUCUUUCCCGUUUCGGUUUUUUGUUUUUUAUUUCCUUUUUUAUCCCUUUUAAGUGAGUGAGAAACGACUUCUCCCCGUAGAUUUGUUGUAUUUAGGGGGGACAAAACGAAAGAAAUUCGGGCUGCCCAUAAAUGUGUUUCGACUUUGCUCAACACAUGCGCUUUUUUCUUUUAAUCGAAUGUUAAUGGACUAGUGACAUCUUGAACUCAUGAAAACAAUGGUUCAAUGGUGAAAUUGGUCCUUUUUUAUGGUUCUUUCAUGAAAUAAUACAUCGUUUCUUUAUUA
Molecule: messenger RNA, 3340 nt
Organism: Erythranthe guttata (spotted monkey flower)
Lineage: Eukaryota; Viridiplantae; Streptophyta; Magnoliopsida; Lamiales; Phrymaceae
Product: phosphoenolpyruvate carboxylase
Biological process (GO): carbon fixation; tricarboxylic acid cycle; leaf development
Cellular component (GO): chloroplast; cytosol; apoplast
Molecular function (GO): phosphoenolpyruvate carboxylase activity
Source: RefSeq, a predicted model, not a curated record